GGCGUGGCGCUGGUGGAUGGGCAGCCGGGGAACGAAGGGAGGGAGGAAGGAAAGAAAAAAGGAAGGAAGGGGCCAUUGGCGUUCCCGUGGUCUUGCCUUCCUUCUCCCUUUCUCCCUCUUCCUCCCCGAUGGAGGUGCUGGGCCCCAUGGAGAUGCCCGAGGGCUCGCUCUGCUCCUUCGCGGCGGCGUCGGCGGCGGGCGAGGACUUCUACGACGACCCCUGCUUCAACACCUCGGACAUGCACUUCUUCGAGGACCUGGACCCGCGGCUGGUGCACGUGGGCGGGCUGCUGAAGCCCGAGGAGCCCCACCACCACGGCGGGCCCGGCGAGGCGGACGAGCACAUCCGGGCGCCCAGCGGGCACCACGCGGCCGGGCGCUGCCUGCUCUGGGCCUGCAAGGCCUGCAAGCGCAAGACCACCAACGCGGACCGGCGCAAAGCAGCCACCAUGCGCGAACGCCGACGGCUCAGCAAGGUCAACGAGGCCUUCGAGACGCUCAAGCGCUGCACCUCCAGCAACCCCAACCAGCGCCUGCCCAAGGUGGAGAUCCUCCGCAACGCCAUCCGCUACAUCGAGAGCCUCCAGGCGCUGCUCCGCGAGCAGGAGGACGGCGGCGGCAGCGGGGGCGCCUACUACCCGGCCCUGGAGCACUACAGCGGGGACUCCGACGCCUCCAGCCCGCGCUCCAACUGCUCCGACGGCAUGAUGGAUUACAGUGGACCGCCUUGCAAUUCCCGCAGAAGGAAUAGUUAUGACAGCAGUUAUUAUUCAGAAACACUAAGCGAUUCAAAGCAAGGGAAGAGUUCCGUGGUUUCCAGCCUGGAUUGCUUGUCGAGCAUUGUGGAGAGGAUUUCAACGGAGAGCACAGCCUGUCCCUCCCUGCCUGUGGUUGACAGUGGAGCUGAGGGGAGCCCCUGCUCGCUCCAUGAUGGAUCCAGCCUGAGUGACCCUGGGACCCUAACUGCCUCCCCAAAUAGCUGUACUCAGCUCCCCCAGGAAGCUACCAGCAACGCCGCCAGCAAUCCGAUCUACCAAGUGCUAUAAAGGCACAGCAGACUAGCAGCAGCCUUGGAGGACUGUUCCAAGAUUGCCGACAAAUAAUUCUUAAACUCGCCUUCCAAAGAUUACAAAAGACAACACUCAUGGGGUGUUGGGUUUUUUAAAACCAGCUUUUUAAUGUAUCUAAUAAUUCCUUUUCACACACAUAUAUAUUUUCCAAGCUUGUAUUACUUCAAAAUACUCUUAUUUAUUGGAUAUCAACAAAAGCUAUUUAAUUUGUAUAUAGAGGGAAUUUAGAAUUGUGUGCCAUGAAAUGGCUAAUAUGUUUAAUCGGUACUUUAAAAGUGUGGGGAAACCUUGUUUUAGAGAAACACUUUAGCAGUCCUUUACAAAGACUGCUUAACUCCUGCUUGAUUUUUAGUUCUGUGUAAACCAUCUGAGUGAGUGGGUUUAUAGCCCUCCUUUGCCAUUUCCCUUAGAAGUACAGCCAGCCACAUAUAUACAGAAAAGGUUUUGGACCAUUUUUUUAAAAUAAAAUUAUCUACUUAUUUUGUAUACGUGUAAAUAAGAGUUGCUUUGCAGAAAAAAAACCCAUCAAAACAAAACCAAAAACUUGCAUAUUUAAUGUUGCUUGGUUUGUUGUGCCAAAUGUUAACUUUAUAUAUUUAUACAAUGUGGAUGCUGAGAAUGUUUUUAACAGUAUUCUAAAUAAAGAUCUUUAUUUAUAAA
Molecule: messenger RNA, 1730 nt
Organism: Anolis carolinensis (green anole)
Lineage: Eukaryota; Metazoa; Chordata; Lepidosauria; Squamata; Anolidae
Gene: myod1
Product: myogenic differentiation 1
Exons: 3
Coding region: 129-1046 (305 amino acids)
Biological process (GO): positive regulation of skeletal muscle fiber development; regulation of transcription by RNA polymerase II; muscle organ development
Molecular function (GO): DNA-binding transcription factor activity, RNA polymerase II-specific; protein dimerization activity; RNA polymerase II cis-regulatory region sequence-specific DNA binding
Source: RefSeq, a predicted model, not a curated record